AUGGAGCAUGUCGAAGUUCUCGUGGAUCGUGCUAAACAGCUAGUACUCCACGAGCCACCCAGGGCACAAACACACACACACACCGUGGACAAAUUCCACCCAUCUUUGGACGAUCAUAUCCAGGAGAUCUACAAGUCUGUCAAUGCAUAUGCUCCGACUACAGACUAUUUCCUCAAGGAAAUGCAGCAUGACAAUACCGUCGCAGAUUCUCCUGAGCCCGUCACCGAUGCUUUGGCUUCGCUGGAUGCAUUUCGUGAGUACAUGAAAGGUGUGAACGCGUCUGCGAUGGGACCAGAAGAAGCCCUGGAUCUUUCCGCGCCUCUUUCGGAUUACUUUAUCUCGUCAAGCCACAACACUUAUUUGACGGGUAAUCAGCUGUACAGCGACGCUGCUGCUAGUGCCUAUACAUCUGUCCUCCUCCGCGGCUGCAGAUCCGUCGAGAUUGAUGUAUGGGAUGGGGAAUUGGACACCCCAAGCUCAAGUGACGGCGGGAUAGGCAGUGACAGUAGCAGUGAUUCAGAGACUGAAAAGGGGAAGGGUAUGAGGAGCAAAUUGAAAGAAAAGAUGACGGGCCGGAAAAGUGGCCAGGAGAAAAUUGGUAAAGGACAUAAAAAAUCCUUAUCCUCCAAAUUGGAAGCGAAACUUGAUGGCGUCCUUCGUCGCAAAUCUGCCAAGUCGCCCCCGCGGCCAUUGGACGAAGACACCGCGACGAGCCAUAUGCCUAUUCCGGUUGAGCCUCGUGUCAUGCAUGGCCAUACUCUAACCAAGGGGACCACAUUCCGUGAAAUCUGCUAUGCAAUUCGUGACAGUGCAUUUGUUGCCAGUGAUCUUCCAGUGGUUAUUAGUCUCGAGGUACAUGCGUCUCUCGAGCAACAACAGACGAUGGUUGACAUCAUGUCGGAGGCGUGGAAAGGAUUGCUCGUGGAGGCUCCUCCGGAUGGAGAGAAGCUUCCCUUGCUAGCUGAGCUGAGGCGGAAGAUUUUGAUCAAGAGCAAAGGUGUCCCGCUCCAUGGCGAGGACAAGAAACCCGAAGGAGAACCUCUGACGCCGCAGAAUUCCGAGGAAAAGUCCCCGGGACAACAUCCGCCGAAGCCUCCAAAGGUUCUUGAGGCUCUGGCCGAGAUGGCUGUUUAUACUCGCGCCUAUCAUUUCAGUCAUUUCGAUCAACCAGAGGCUAAAUUCCCUCAUCAUGUGUUCUCGCUGUCCGAGAAAGCAGCGCGAGAAGCCCAUGCCAACCAUCGCGAGGCCUUGUUCGAGCACAACCGAACAUCUCUGAUGCGUAUCUACCCGUAUGCAUUCCGAAUCAACUCAUCGAACCUUGAUCCAACAUUCUACUGGCGACGUGGCGCUCAGCUAGUAGCGUUGAACUGGCAAAAGCCGGACAAAGGCAUGAUGCUUAACCACGGAAUGUUUGUUGGAACCCACGGCUGGCGACUGAAGCCCUUUGGCUACCGCAGCAGCAAUUCCCCGAUAGAUAUCAUCGUGCGCCACAACUUAACCCUCUCAAUCGAAGUAUUCGCCGCGCAAGGCCUCUCUCUCCCACCGGGCGACCACAGCGAGAAGGGAUUCAAACCCUAUGUGAACUGCCAGCUGCACGUCGAAGAACCGGACGGCGACAUCACCCCGGGCCAGGACGAUGCCAGCUCCGACACGGAGAAAAGCAGCUACAGGCGGUGCACGAAGAGUUCCGUAGGUUGCAACCCGGACUUCAAGGGCCAGAGAUUGGAGUUCCCGACCGUGAUGGGAAUCAUCGAGGAGCUGAGUUUCCUACGAGCUAAGGCGCAACAAUUUCGAAGACAGAAACAACUAGUCUCGGCCUUACAAUUUCUCGCCAAGGGUGUCUGA
Molecule: messenger RNA, 1845 nt
Organism: Penicillium roqueforti
Lineage: Eukaryota; Fungi; Ascomycota; Eurotiomycetes; Eurotiales; Aspergillaceae
Product: putative phosphoinositide-specific phospholipase C
Exons: 4
Coding region: 1-1845 (614 amino acids)
Biological process (GO): phosphatidylinositol-mediated signaling; lipid metabolic process
Molecular function (GO): phosphatidylinositol-4,5-bisphosphate phospholipase C activity
Source: RefSeq, a predicted model, not a curated record